AUGGACGAACUUCUCAAUAUUCCAGCAGCAGUGAAUUUUGAUGAGUCUAUAGCUCAUUAUGAAAUUCAUGCUCAUCAACCGUAUGCUUCUUCAUCUUUUAACAAUAGUGAUAAAAUUCGAAUCGCAGUACAACAUCAAGACUUGUGCAUUUUACCUAGUAAAAGUUCAUUACAUAUUUUUGGCAGAUUAGCUAAAAAUGAUGGAAUUACUCUUACGGAAAACGUGCAUUUAAGUAAUAAUGCUGUAUGUUUUUUGUUUGAUGAAAUUCGCUAUGAACUAAAUGAAAUUGAAAUAGAUCGAUGCAAAAACGUUAGAUAUACUACAAUUAUGAAAAAUUAUGUCUCGCAAACUCCUACACAGUUAAAUUUUAUUGAAAAUGCUGAGUAUUCAAGAAUGGCAGCUGAUGCAAGACUUGUAUUGGAAAAUGGCUAUUUUGAUGUCACUAUACCACUCAGCAUGAUUUUUGGUUUUGCCGAAGAUUAUAAAAAAUCGUUAUGA
Leptopilina heterotoma is the source of this 498-nucleotide messenger RNA. RefSeq lists its product as uncharacterized. The record is from RefSeq and is a predicted model, not a curated record. The coding region runs from base 1 to 498 and encodes 165 amino acids. The transcript has a single exon. Lineage: Eukaryota; Metazoa; Arthropoda; Insecta; Hymenoptera; Figitidae.